AUGUCCCGCAAGGCGAGCGAGAAUGUGGAGUACACGCUGCGGAGCCUGAGCAGCCUCAAGGGCGAGCGGCGCCGGAAGCAGCCGGAGGCGGACGCGGCGAGCGCGGCCGGGGAGCGCAGCCUGCUGGCGGCCGCCGAGUCGAGCGGGAGCCUGCAGAGCGCGGGCGGCGGCGGCGGGGACCUGGAGCGCGCGGCGCGGCAGCAGUUCCAGCGGGACGAGACCCCCGCCUUCGUGUACGUGGCGGCGGUGUUCUCGGCGCUGGGCGGCUUCCUGUUCGGCUAUGACACCGGCGUGGUGUCGGGGGCCAUGCUGCUGCUCAAGCGGCAGCUCAGCCUGGACGCGCUGUGGCAGGAGCUGCUGGUGUCCGGCACGGUGGGGGCGGCCGCCGUCUCGGCGCUGGCCGGCGGCGCCCUCAACGGCGUGUGCGGCCGCCGCGCCUCCAUCCUGCUGGCCAGCGCCCUGUGCACGGCCGGCUCCGCCGUGCUGGCCGCGGCGGACAACAAGGAGACCUUGCUCGCCGGCCGCCUGAUCGUGGGGCUCGGCAUCGGCAUUGCUUCUAUGACAGUGCCAGUGUACAUUGCUGAGGUCUCACCACCCGACUUACGAGGCCGGUUAGUCACCAUUAACACCCUCUUCAUCACAGGAGGCCAGUUCUUUGCAAGUGUUGUUGACGGAGCCUUCAGUUAUCUCCAGAAAGAUGGAUGGAGGUACAUGUUGGGACUUGCAGUGAUUCCAGCAGUCAUACAGUUUUUUGGCUUCCUCUUUUUGCCUGAAAGCCCACGAUGGCUCAUUCAGAAAGGACAGACUCAGAAGGCUCGUAGAAUUUUGUCUCAGAUGAGAGGCAAUCAGACCAUUGAUGAAGAAUAUGAUAGCAUCAAAAACAACAUUGAAGAAGAGGAAAAAGAGGUUGGUUCAGCUGGACCCGUGAUCUGCAGAAUGCUGAGUUACCCGCCCACUCGCCGCGCUUUGAUUGUGGGCUGUGGCCUGCAGAUGUUCCAACAGCUCUCAGGCAUUAACACCGUCAUGUACUACAGUGCAACCAUCCUGCAGAUGUCUGGUGUUGAAGAUGACAGACUCGCAAUAUGGCUGGCUUCUGUUACAGCCUUCACAAAUUUCAUUUUCACACUUGUGGGAGUCUGGCUUGUUGAGAAAGUGGGUCGCAGAAAGCUUACCUUCGGAAGUUUAGCAGGUACCACCGUAGCACUCAUUAUUCUUGCUUUGGGAUUUCUCCUAUCGGCCCAGGUUUCCCCACGCAUCACUUUUAAACCAAUAGCUCCGUCAGGUCAGAAUGCUACUUGCACAAGAUACAGUUACUGUAAUGAGUGUAUGUUGGACCCAGAUUGCGGAUUCUGCUACAGGAUGAACAAAUCCACCAUCAUUGACUCCUCCUGUGUUCCAGUUAAUAAAGCAUCAACAAGUGAGGCAGCCUGGGGCAGGUGUGAAAAUGAAACCAGAUUCAAAACAGAAGAAGUAUUUUGGGCAUAUAAUUUCUGCCCGACUCCAUAUUCUUGGACUGCACUUCUGGGCCUUAUUUUAUAUCUCGUUUUCUUUGCACCGGGAAUGGGGCCGAUGCCUUGGACUGUGAAUUCUGAAAUAUAUCCCCUUUGGGCAAGAAGUACAGGAAAUGCAUGUUCAUCUGGAAUAAAUUGGAUUUUCAACGUUCUGGUUUCACUGACAUUUUUACACACAGCAGAGUAUCUUACGUAUUAUGGAGCCUUCUUCCUCUAUGCUGGAUUCGCUGCUGUGGGACUCCUUUUCAUCUAUGGCUGUCUUCCUGAGACCAAAGGGAAAAAAUUAGAGGAAAUUGAAUCCCUCUUUGACAACAGGCUCUGCACAUGUGGCACUACCGAUUCUGAUGAAGGGAGAUAUAUUGAAUAUAUUAGGGUAAAGGGAAGCAACUAUCAUCUUUCUGACAAUGAUGCUUCUGAUGUGGAGUAA
This is a messenger RNA of Pipistrellus nathusii (Nathusius's pipistrelle), 1938 nucleotides long. The record is from the annotation of a GenBank genome assembly. NCBI's taxonomy places the organism in Eukaryota, Metazoa, Chordata, Mammalia, Chiroptera, Vespertilionidae.